Molecule: messenger RNA, 675 nt
Organism: Aphanomyces invadans
Lineage: Eukaryota; Oomycota; Saprolegniomycetes; Saprolegniales; Verrucalvaceae
Exons: 1
Coding region: 1-675 (224 amino acids)
Source: RefSeq, a predicted model, not a curated record
AUGACAUGGUCGAUUCAAGACACGGUCGCGACCAGCCAACUCCUCGUGGCGACCCCCCUUCAUGGCCCCCGCCGUCUUGGCGCGUGGACGCCCGCGGAAAUCGAGUACGCGUACCACAUGUCGACGGCUUUCAAGCAGGGCUUGUUCGACGACGGCAUCCCGGAGCGGAAAAGCGUUCGGUUGUGGCUCGCCACGCUGCUCAACUGUGACCCCAUGCGGCUGAGCAAAAGGUUUCAUCGCAAGUCCAAUCUCAUGGGAAUGGCCUUCUUCAAGAAGAACCACGAAGCGCUGGCCGCCAUGUCCCCUCAAGAACGCGUCGACCGUCGCACCGCCAUGGAAACGAUGCGGAUGCGGUUCAUCGAGAGCAUCCGGGGCAUGGCGAAUCCAGUCCGCGGCCCUGCUUGGGCGGCACCCACACGACCGAACCUCGCACUCCGAAGGCCGCGGGCCCGUGAAGUUCCGGUCAAGAGUAGGGUGUCCUCUCCAACUAGCGUGUCGUGCGACGACGUACUCGCCAUGUGCGACCAAGUGGUCCUCGACUUGGCGAUCCACCUGGGCGAUCGCGACUCGAACGAACUCGGUCCGUUCGACUGGGAAGCGCUCCUCUCGUUGCUCUCCAACGAUCGAGAUGAUCUUCCAGUCGCGGACGGCAUUGGCACGGAGUGGGAAUUGUAG